Molecule: messenger RNA, 2068 nt
Organism: Hydra vulgaris (swiftwater hydra)
Lineage: Eukaryota; Metazoa; Cnidaria; Hydrozoa; Anthoathecata; Hydridae
Molecular function (GO): zinc ion binding
Source: RefSeq, a predicted model, not a curated record
UUAGAAUAUUACAUCACCUUAAUAAAACUAGAAAAUACACUAUUACAUGUUUAGAAUAUCAAAUCACUUAUGUAUUUUGUUAAAAAACCAACAUACUAGAUAUUGUUUGUUAAUGGACGCAGUCGGAAAGUCACGUGAUUAUGCGCAAUUUUAAUGGCGCUAUUAGUUACCAUCUUGGAAAGGGGAUACUAAUUUAGAAAUCGUAUGUAAAUAUAAGUUUUGAAGUUUGAAAAAAGAUAUGUCAAUUUAUGAAUACUUCGAAAAAUUAGAUUUUAACGCUGCAGAAAGGUACAAAAACAAACUUGCGAUCCUUGGAAUUAAUCAAUGUCCGUACAAAUUCCCUGCAGAUGCUUGGAAAGAUGACCCAACAGAAUGGCCAUCUGUUCAAUACCAUGAUGUAUAUCAUUAUCUAAUAAAAAGUCCUAAAAUCUUUUCUCCUGAGGCUAUAGAUAACUACAAAGCAUUAGAUGCUUAUAAGUAUUUUGUCUCUGGUUGGGUGCAAGAAGUUUUACAUAUGAUAUUGAGCUCAGGUUUUGUUAUUUUUAAAGCAGAAGUUAAACCAUCUUACAGAACAAACGACCCAACUCAUACACCGUGGAUUGCUGUUAACAACAAAGGAUCAAUCAUCUUAAGUCACUGUAACUGCAUGGCAGGACUUGGUGAAACCUGCUCUCAUGUUGCAGCUGUUUUAUAUAAAUUAGAAGCAGCAGUUCGUUUGGGUUUGACAUCAAAAUCUUGCACAGAUGUCCCUUGUAAAUGGAAUCAAAAUUUUACAAAAGAUGUUAAUCCUGCUCCAAUAUCUGAGAUAAUUUUUUACAGUGCUGAUGCAAAACAAAAAAUACGAUCAAACAUAUCAACUGCAUCAUUAACUCUAAAUGAAGAACAUCAGACUCGUUUUCUUGAAUCAAUAAAGAAGAACAAUCCUAAAGUUGUAGCAUUAUCAUUGUUUGAAGGUUUCCAAAAGCCUUUUGUCUCUUUUCAAAAUUAUGAGCCAGCCAGAUUGCCAAAAACACUAAGGAGUCUGUAUCUCCCAUCAUAUGCCAACCUCAGUAAGGAAAAUUUAUCAAUUGAAGCAGAAAAACUUUUUAACUCGCUGUCAAUUACCACUCAGCAACUUAAAUACCUGGAGGAAGUAACUAGAAAUCAGUCGUCUUCCAUUUCUUGGUAUGAACACAGGUGUGGUCGUAUAACUGGGUCUGUUAUGCAUGAUGUUUUGAAAGCUUCUAUUGAAAAUCCACCUAAGUCUUUAGUUAGGAAACUUACAAAACCAAAUUUUUGUAAAAGUAAUACACCUUCAUUAAUAUGGGGACGUGAAAAUGAAGAAUUUGCAUAAGCUGAGUAUGUAAAUAUCAGUUCUGAUGACACAUACAUGAGUGAAUCCCUUUGCCUGUCAGUAGUCAUGAUUCACAAUCUUGUUGAAGUAAAAACCUUUGGUUUUGUAGUUUCACAAGAGAAACCAUGGCUGGGUGUGUCUCCUGAUGGUGUUGUACAUUGUUCAUGCUGUGGGUACGGAGUUGUUGAGGUGAAAUGUCCUUACAGCCUUAAAGAUAUUGGAUUGACUUCUUCGUUAGAUGAUAAAAAUUUUUAUGUAAAAAAAAGUAAUAAUGGUUUCAUGUUGGAAAGAACGCAUCCAUAUUUUAGUCAGGUACAACAUGGAAUGUUCAUAUUAGACUUGCAUUAUUGUGAUUUUGUUGUCUGGACUCCAAUUGAUUUUUUAUUUUUUCGAAUUGAACGUGAUCCUUAUUUUGUGAAUGAGAUGAUCACCAAAAGUACAAAGUUCUGGAAAAAUGUGAUCUUACCAGAACUAAUGACAAGAAAGUUGGAAAUCACAGAUGUUAAAACUGUUGAACAACAAAAAGAAGGAGAAGUAUUUUGCAUUUGUAAAAAAUCCAACAGUAAUUGGGAUAUGGUAGGUUGUGAUUGUUGUGAUCAAUGGUUUCAUCUAACCUGCCUGAAACUAAAAAAUUUACCAAAAACAAAGGUCUGGUAUUGUCCAACCUGUCGACAAAAAAAAUAAUAUUUUAUUAUGUAUAUAUAUUAUUAUUUUUGUUUUGUUUCUUUUAAAUGA